UGGUGUUAUUCGCCCCGUGUGACCUCACUUCCGCCUUUCAGGACAGGCUUCAACCGGCAUUUUCUUUCCACAGAGCCGGCGACCAUCUCAGGCUGUACCUUUUCACUAAGCCGUGUUAGCCGGUUAAAUACAUCCCUUUUCGACAGUAGUUGGAUUCAAAAUGCCCGGGUUUGCAGACAGAGACCGCGGUAGAGACCGAGGGUAUGGUGGACCCCCUCGUUUUGGAGGUGGUGGUGGAGGUGGCGGAGGCAACAGGGGUGGACCUCCUGGAAAGUUUGGGAACCCUGGCGAGAGGCUGAGAAAGAAGCACUGGAACCUUGACGAGCUUCCAAAGUUUCAGAAGAAUUUCUACCAGGAACACCCUGAUGUCACGCACAGACCAAUCCAAGAGGUUGAACAAUACAGAAGAAGCAAAGAAGUUACAGUCAAAGGCCGGGAUUGCCCCAAACCAAUCAUCAAAUUCAAUGAAGCUGCAUUUCCAAGCUACGUCAUGGAUAUGAUUGUGAAGCAGAAUUUUACCGAGCCAACUCCGAUCCAGUCUCAGGGGUGGCCUGUGGCUCUCAGUGGGAAAGACAUGGUUGGAAUCGCUCAGACCGGGUCAGGGAAAACCCUUGCAUACCUGCUGCCUGCCAUAGUCCAUAUUCAGCAUCAGCCUUUCUUGGAGCACGGAGAUGGACCUAUUUGUUUGGUUCUGGCACCGACCCGCGAGUUGGCUCAGCAGGUGCAACAGGUGGCAGCCGAGUACGGCAGAGCGUCUCGCCUCAAGAGCACCUGCAUCUACGGCGGUGCACCCAAGGGGCCGCAAAUCAGGGACCUUGAGAGGGGUGUUGAGAUUUGCAUCGCCACCCCGGGUCGCCUCAUUGACUUCCUAGAGUGCGGGAAAACAAACUUGCGUCGCUGCACCUACCUGGUGCUGGAUGAAGCCGACCGCAUGCUGGAUAUGGGAUUUGAGCCUCAGAUCCGCAAGAUAGUGGAACAGAUUCGGCCGGAUCGUCAGACGCUGAUGUGGAGCGCCACCUGGCCCAAAGAGGUUCGUCAGCUGGCUGAGGACUUCCUGAAAGACUACGUUCAGAUCAACAUUGGAGCGCUGCAGCUCAGCGCUAACCACAACAUCCUGCAGAUCGUUGAUGUUUGCAACGACAUGGAGAAAGAGGACAAGCUUAUCCGUUUGCUGGAGGAAAUAAUGAGUGAAAAGGAGAACAAGACCAUUAUUUUUGUGGAGACCAAAAGACGUUGUGAUGAGCUCACCAGGAGGAUGAGAAGAGACGGGUGGCCUGCAAUGGGAAUUCAUGGGGACAAGAGCCAACAGGAGAGGGACUGGGUCCUUAAUGAAUUCCGAUAUGGCAAAGCUCCCAUUCUCAUCGCCACAGAUGUGGCCUCUCGUGGUUUAGAUGUGGAGGAUGUGAAAUUUGUCAUCAAUUAUGACUACCCUAACUCCUCCGAGGAUUAUAUCCACCGCAUUGGACGCACAGCCCGAAGUCAAAAAACGGGCACGGCCUACACCUUUUUUACCCCCAACAACAUGAAACAAGCCGGCGACCUGAUCUCUGUGCUCCGCGAGGCCAACCAGGCCAUUAAUCCCAAGCUGAUCCAGAUGGCAGAGGACAGAGGAGGCCGUGGACGGGGGGGAAGAGGUGGCUACAAGGAUGACCGUCGGGAUAGGUAUGGAGGUGGCAGGGGUAACUUUGGUGGUAGUGGUUACAGGGACAAUGACAGAGGGUUUGGUAGUGGGCCCAAAACUGCCUUUGGUGGCAGUAAGGCUCAAAAUAGUGGCAACUACGUAGGAAACAGCGGUAACUCUGGUGGUAACUAUGGCAACAAUUACAACAGCAACGGACAGGGUAACUUUGGACCCCCAAACCAGGGUGGCUUUGGGAACCAAAGCUUCCAAGGCCCUCCCCAGUUCGGCGGCAUGCAGAGACCUGCUCAGAAUGGCAUGAACCACGCGCCAUUCCCGUUCAACUCUCAGCCGCCGCCGCCGCCACAGAACCAGCAGCCACCACCCCCACCACCGAUGGUUCCCUACCCUAUGCCACCACCAUUCCCUCAGUAGACAAGGUCCACACAGAAUAUGGAACAAACUUUUUUUUUUGUCUUGAAGUCCGACAGUCUGAUAUAUUCUUUGUACUGUUUCACUUUGUUUUACAGCUGGGUUGGAAUUACUCGGUAAACCCAAAGCAUUAGAUGGUGUCAUAGACACGUCUCCUAUAGUGCAUUCAUGAUUACUGCACUUUUUUGACUGUUUUUGUUACAUUCCUCUGUAAUUUAUUUUUUUUCCUCAAUAAUCCAGUGUUUUCAGUUUGUGAUAUGUUUAAAGUGAUGUUAUGAUGAUCCUAUAAAAGGGAGCCUGCAGCCCUUUUUAAAUAAAGAAGAAAAUGGGAA
Molecule: messenger RNA, 2382 nt
Organism: Oryzias melastigma (Indian medaka)
Lineage: Eukaryota; Metazoa; Chordata; Actinopteri; Beloniformes; Adrianichthyidae
Product: probable ATP-dependent RNA helicase DDX5
Exons: 13
Coding region: 161-2053 (630 amino acids)
Biological process (GO): alternative mRNA splicing, via spliceosome
Cellular component (GO): ribonucleoprotein complex; cytoplasm; nucleus
Molecular function (GO): ATP binding; RNA binding; RNA helicase activity
Source: RefSeq, a predicted model, not a curated record